UGCAAUGUAAAAUAAGCUAAAUAAACAGGGAAAAAUCGAAACUGUUUCAAUCCAGUGAUAUGGAUCUCCUUUUCGAAUACACAAAGGAUGUGGCUACCGUCCUCUCGUGGGCAUAACUGCAGUCACAGCGAUUGUGCAGAGCGUCAUGCGCACAGAAGAGAACUCAAACAGUAAGGUCCCAUCUGUGGCUCAGUGGAGUCUUCUCGCAGUGGAUGUUUCCACAAUUGUUGUCCUACUUAUGCUGAUGACAGCUGUAAUUAACGGUUAAUACAGCUUACCUUUUUCCUGUUAAAGACAAAAAAUAUAAGCGGGUUUACCACUGACAUGGAUAACUGUUUUGCGCUUUUUGGAAUUGUAAAAUGGAAUUAUUUUACAACAGCAAACUGCUGUCGGUGGAAUAGUAGCUUGUUAUGCCUCAUGAACAGCAUUUAAAGACAUUUAGAUAUUAAUGUUAACAUACUAUAGCUGUCGCUGUUUCCGUCGGAAUCAACUUUUUGGAAAAUAUUUUCUUUAUGGAGGCUCAUAAUGACCUAUUCUAACUCUACGAAUGCGCACUAUGAUGGAUUUAACCUAAGCGAUGUUGUUAACCUGUCUCAGCCUAGAAACACCAGCAACAAUACCUGCACUAGCCUCAUACUGGAUUCUCAAGCAAUCGGAGUUGGGGUACUUCUUUCUGUUUUUAUUUUGUUUGCCAUAGCUGGAAAUGUUUUGGUUAUCCUCUCCGUGCUGUGCAACAGACACCUGCAGACCGUUACAAACUUCUUCAUCAUUAACUUGGCUAUAGCCGAUUUACUUCUGAGCAUCGUCGUUCUGCCCUUCUCGGCAUGUUUCGAAAUUCUAAAAUGCUGGAUUUUUGGCAGGUUUUUCUGCAACAUUUGGGCAGCAGUGGACGUGAUGUGCUGCACUGCUUCUAUCCUAAGCCUCUGCGUAAUCUCCAUAGACCGGUACAUUGGUGUCAAAUAUUCCCUUAAAUACCCAACUAUAAUGACUGAGAAGAAAGCGGGAGUAAUUCUGGUGGUGGUCUGGGUGUCCGCUAUGGUGAUCUCAAUAGGUCCACUUUUAGGAUGGAAGGAACCACCGCCGACGGAUGAAAGUAUCUGCCUUAUCACCGAAGAACCGGGUUAUGCCCUCUUCUCCUCCUUAUUUUCUUUCUAUCUCCCGCUCACGGUCAUUUUAGUAAUGUAUUUUAGGAUCUAUAUUGUGGCCAGAAGGACGACCGAGAGUCUUGAAGCCGGUGUAAAGAAGGACAGGAACAAGUCCAAGGAAGUAAUACUUCGAAUUCACUGCAGAAGUGUGCUGGAAGACGCCGCUGCCAGCGCGAAAAGUAAAGCCCAUCCUUUCAGGAGUUCUCUGUCUGUUCGUUUGAUGAAGUUCUCGAGGGAAAAGAGAGCCGCCAAAACCCUGGGUAUUGUUGUGGGAGUUUUCAUCCUCUGCUGGCUACCUUUCUUCUUGGUUUUACCUCUAGGGUCCUUCUUUCCGGCUCUGAAACCCUCAGAGGUGGUCUUCAAAGUGAUCUUUUGGCUGGGCUACUUCAACAGCUGCGUGAACCCCAUCAUCUACCCCUGCUCCAGCAAGGAGUUCAAGCGAGCCUUCAUCCGCCUGCUCAGGUGCCAGUGUCGCCGCGGGUGGAGUUCCCACUGGAGGUUCUACGACCAGAGGCUGAGAACCUCGCUGGGUUCCUCCAGGGAGGACUCCUUAGCGAGCCGCAAGGCCCGCUGCUCCUUCCGCGAGUCGCUGUCCUUCACCGACUCCUUCCUCUGCACGGAGAGGACGCCGCCGGGCGGCCGGCGGUGGAGCUUCUUCUCGCCGCUCUGCACCUCCCCGUCCCGGCUGAAGAAGAAGAUGAACGCUCUCUCCGGCAGGAUGAAGGGCGGGUCGAGCAGAAGGCCGGCCCCCGCCCCCGGGAAGGCAGACGUGAUCUCCGUCUCCAUGGGGAUCUGCAGCGACUGCGCCCACCAUUACGGCUGUGAUCAGUACAACACUGUGGACUAUGAUGGUCUCAAAGAGACCGACAUUUAGAAGGGGGAAGAAUUUCAGCUCAGACU
Molecule: messenger RNA, 2045 nt
Organism: Anguilla anguilla (European eel)
Lineage: Eukaryota; Metazoa; Chordata; Actinopteri; Anguilliformes; Anguillidae
Product: alpha-1D adrenergic receptor-like
Exons: 2
Coding region: 526-2019 (497 amino acids)
Biological process (GO): adenylate cyclase-activating adrenergic receptor signaling pathway; cell-cell signaling; positive regulation of cytosolic calcium ion concentration
Cellular component (GO): membrane
Molecular function (GO): alpha1-adrenergic receptor activity
Source: RefSeq, a predicted model, not a curated record